Messenger RNA from Triticum turgidum subsp. durum (durum wheat), 603 nucleotides. Lineage: Eukaryota; Viridiplantae; Streptophyta; Magnoliopsida; Poales; Poaceae. The record is from the annotation of a GenBank genome assembly.
AUGCAGCAGGCGAUGUCCUUGCCCCCGGGAGCGGUCGGCGCGGUGUCCUCGCCGGCCGGCAUCACCACCGAGCAGAUCCAAAAGUAUUUGGAUGAAAAUAAGCAACUUAUUUUGGCCAUCCUUGAAAAUCAGAACCUAGGAAAGUUGGCUGAAUGUGCUCAGUAUCAAGCUCAACUCCAAAAGAAUCUCUUGUAUCUAGCUGCUAUCGCGGAUGCCCAACCACCACAGAACCCUACAAGUCACCCUCAGAUGGUGCAGCCUGGUAGUAUGCAAGGUGCAGGGCAUUACAUGUCACAAGUACCAAUGUUCCCUCCAAGAACGCCUUUAACCCCACAGCAGAUGCAAGAGCAGCAGCACCAGCAGCUUCAGCAGCAGCAAGCCCAGGCCCUUUCUUUCCCCGCCCAGGUGGUCAUGAGACCAGGCACCGUCAACGGCAUGCAGCAGCCUAUGCAAGCAGCCGGCGACCUCCAGCCAGCAGCAGCACCUGGAGGGAGCAAGCAGGACGCCGCAGUGGCUGGGGCCAGCUCGGAACCAUCUGGCACCAAGAGCCACAAGAACGCGGGAGCAGAGGAGGUGGGCGCUGAUGUAGCAGAACAAUCCUAA